AUGAAGAUUGUCUCUUGGAAUGUUAGGGGUCUCGGGGGGUUAGCGAAGAGGCAGGAGGUCCGUAAGUUGGUGGGGCAUCAGCAACCUUUUUUGUUAUGUAUCCAGGAAACUAAGUUGCAAUCUUGCGUUGAUGCUAUGUGUUCGACUUUAUGGGGUAACUCUCCUCAUGGGUUCUCCUAUCGUCCUUCGGUGGGUGCUUCAGGAGGGCUCUUAACUUUAUGGGACACAGCUGAAGUAGAGGUGUGGUCGUCUGAGAGUUUCAAGAACGUUUUGUGGUGCCAUGGUAUUUUUGUUAGGUCUGGUGAGGAGUUUUAUAUAGCCAAUGUUUAUGCGCCUUGCGAUUCAAGGGCUAAACAGGUUUUGUGGGACUCGUUGUCUGUAAAAAUUCAGGCGUUAGGGAGUGUUAGGGUGUGUAUCUGUGGGGAUUUUAAUGCUGUCAGAUGUGUGGACGAACGUCGUUCAGCCAAUGAUGGGUAUCGAUACUCAAACCAUAUCCCUUUUAACCAUUUUAUUGAUGACAAUUUCUUGAUUGAUCUACCGUUGUGUGGCCGAAAGUACACCUGGUUUAAAGGAGACGGGCGUUCCAUGAGCCGUUUGGACAGAUUUCUGCUGACUGGGGAGUGGUGUUUGACUUGGCCUAAUUGUACGCAGGUAGCCAGGAUGAGAGGACUCUCUGAUCAUUGUCCCUUGGUUCUGGCAGCAGAUGAGGAGGAUUGGGGACCCUGGCCAUUGAGGAUGUUGAAAUGUUGGAAAGAUGUCCCUGGAUACCAUCUUUUUGUGCGUGAAAAGUGGAAUUCCUUUCAGAUUGAUGGUUGGGGAGGUUUUGUGCUUAAAGAGAAGUUUAGAAGGAUUAAGACGGCCUUGAAAGAUUGGCAUUCAUCUCACACUCAGAAUCUGCCAAGCCGGAUCGAGUCUCUUAAGGACCGGUUGGCAGUGUUUGAUGAGAAGGGGGGCGAGGAGGCUCUAUCUGAGUCUGAGUUAGCGGAGUUUUGUGGGGUCUCGUUGGAUAUUCAUUCUCUUUCUCGGUUGAAUGCUAGUAUUUGUUGGCAACAGUCUCGGUCGCGGUGGCUCAAAGAAGGGGAUGCGAAUACUAAGUAUUUUCAUUCAGUUCUUGCGAGCAGGCGGAGGGGUAAUGCUAUAUCGUCGUUGCAGGUGGACGGUACUAUGGUGGAGGGGGUGUCACCCAUUAGGCAUGCGGUUUUUUCUCACUUUGCGUCUCACUUCAAGGCCAUUAAUGUGUAA
Messenger RNA from Trifolium pratense (red clover), 1242 nucleotides. RefSeq lists its product as uncharacterized. Gene Ontology annotation, molecular function: DNA-(apurinic or apyrimidinic site) endonuclease activity; double-stranded DNA 3'-5' DNA exonuclease activity; phosphoric diester hydrolase activity. The record is from RefSeq and is a predicted model, not a curated record. Bases 1 to 1242 code for a protein of 413 amino acids. The transcript has a single exon. Gene Ontology annotation, biological process: base-excision repair. Gene Ontology annotation, cellular component: nucleus. Lineage: Eukaryota; Viridiplantae; Streptophyta; Magnoliopsida; Fabales; Fabaceae.